Molecule: messenger RNA, 14214 nt
Organism: Chrysoperla carnea
Lineage: Eukaryota; Metazoa; Arthropoda; Insecta; Neuroptera; Chrysopidae
Gene: LRP1
Product: prolow-density lipoprotein receptor-related protein 1
Exons: 32
Coding region: 66-12737 (4223 amino acids)
Molecular function (GO): calcium ion binding; protein binding
Source: RefSeq, a predicted model, not a curated record
AUGAAAAUAUAAUUAGGUUAAAUAAAUUUAAAGCACAGGGUCAUCAAACAAUUGGAAACUUAACAAUGCCAUUAAGCGUUAAAGUUUUCCAUCGACAAGUACAACCUGACGUUGCACAUCCAUGUAAAAACAAUAAUGGAAAUUGUGAACAUAUUUGUAUUCCAUCAUGGAAGAAAGCUAUUGCAUCCGCGCAUUGCAUGUGUAAGCCAGGCUAUCAAUUGAAAGGACAUGGAAAAUGUGUUGUUGCCAGACAAUCAACAUUUUUAGUAUAUGGAAAAGGGCGACCUGGAAUGGUGAAAGGUAUAAGCAUGACACCAAGGCUACGAAAACAAGAUGUGUUUCUUAAUUUAAUAAUACACGAUUUGAAACAACCAACUGCAUUAAGUUUCGAUGUAAAAACACAAUAUAUAUAUUAUUCAGAUGUGAAAAGAUAUGUAAUUGAACGUCUCAAGGUUGAUGGUUCCGUCCGUGAAGUAGUAUUAAGUAAUAGAAUAAAUAAUUGUGCUGGUCUAGCUAUUGAUUGGAUGGCACGAAAUAUUUAUUGGACUGAUGAAUUAUUAUCACAGAUUAAUGUUGCAAAAUUAUCAAAUGUUACACAACGUAAAUUAUUAGUACAUGGAAGUAAUUUUCAUCCACGAUCAAUCAUACUUGAUCCAAAACGCGGUAUUAUGUAUUGGACCAGUUGGGCAUCAUCCAUAAACGAUAAAGGAACAAUUGAAAAAGCAUGGAUGGAUGGAACCCAUCGUGAAGUAUUUGUAAAUGGAUCAUUACAAUGGCCGAAUGGCCUUACGAUUGAUUAUGUUGCCAAAAAGUUAUAUUGGUGCGAUGCAUUUUUGAACAAAAUUGAACGAAUGGAUUUUGAUGGUAAAAAUCGUGAAAUAGUAUUAAGUGGUGACCAAUUAGAUCAUCCAUACGGCUUAACAUAUCAUAAUAAUACAAUCUAUUGGUCUGAAUUUCAAAAAGGCCAUAUACAAAUGUUAAAUUUAGCAAAUAAAUCAGCAAUAUACACUUUGGCUACGGAAAAUGCGCCUGUUUAUGAAAUACGUGUUUUUGAUAAUAAAACGCAACAAGGUACGAACGAUUGUUCACAUAACAAUAACAAUUGUUCGGAAUUAUGUCUAUCAACACCACAUGGUGCAUUAUGCGCAUGCUCUGAUGGUUUUAUAUUAAACCAUCAAAAUGAAUGUAUCCCACAAAAGAAUUACACUUCACCAACAGCAUGUACACAAGAUGGCUCAUUUCAAUGUCUGAAAAAUCUACGUUGCAUUGAAGAGCGUUACGUAUGCGAUGGCGAUGACGAUUGUGGCGAUGGAUCUGAUGAGGAUCGUGGCCCGAAUGGUAUAUGUGAGAAUAAAGUAUGUCGUAAAGAUACAUUUUUAUGUGAUAGCACGCGAUGUAUUCGCACGCAUUGGCUAUGUGACGGUGAUAAAGAUUGUGUUGAUGGAACAGAUGAAGAUCCAGCAUUUUGUAAAAAUUCUACAUGCUCACCACAACAGUUUACAUGCAAGGAGACAGGACGUUGUAUACCGUUAUCAUGGACAUGUGAUCGGCAAUAUGACUGUGGUGGGGAUGAUAAAAGUGAUGAAAGUGAAAAUUGUAAAGAACAAGAAUGUUUUGCAACAGAAUUUACAUGUCACAAUAAACAUUGUAUCCCACUAGAAUUCUAUUGUGAUGGAGAUGAUGAUUGUCAGGAUGGUUCCGAUGAAAAAGGCUGUGAAGAACAUUGUAAUACUGAUACACAUUUCUAUUGUGCAGCAGAUGAUACAUGUUUAAAACAUUCCGUUAAAUGUAAUGGAAUUUAUGAUUGUUCAGAUGGUAUGGAUGAAUAUAAAUGUCCACCAGGACAAUUUGUUCCUUCAACCAAUACUGACGAAGAUCCAUUUGAUAUACAUAAUUAUGGAGAAGUUUGUGCGUCACAUCAAUUUAAAUGUCAUUCAAGAACGCAAUGCAUUCAAGCGAUUUUCCGUUGUGAUGGUGUACAAGAUUGUGUGGAUGGAUCAGAUGAAGUUAAUUGUACAUCAACAACACCAAAUCCAACAGAUGAAAUGGAAACAACAAAAAAUUCGAUCCUGGAAUGUGAAUAUCCGAAUCAUUUUUGUGAUAAUCAAACAAAAUGUAUUUCUGUUCAUUCAUUGUGUGACGAUCAACCGGAUUGUGAAGACAAAUCUGAUGAAGGUUUUCGAUGUAGUGAACAAUUAUGUUUACAUCGUAACGAUUGUUCUCACAACUGUAAAAACUCACCAGAAGGUAUGGUAUGUUAUUGUCCACCAAAUUUACAUCUUCAAGCUGAUCGUGUAACAUGCUCCGAAGAACAUCCUUGCAAAGCAUGGGGAACAUGUUCACAAAAAUGUGAGCCAAUAAAUUCACAUCGACAUAAAUGCGCUUGUUACGAUGGAUAUCGUUUAGAGGACGAUGGUUUUACAUGUAAAAGUUUAGAUGGUGCAAUACCUUUUGUUAUUUUCUCAAAUCGACAUGAAUUGCGUGCUGUCGAUUUGCAUACGUUUAAUGUGAAAGCAUUAAUAUCAAGUUUAAAGAAUACAAUUGCAUUAGAUUUUUAUCAUGCUGGAAAUACAACAAUGGUAUUUUGGACCGAUGUAAUUGAUGAUAAAAUUUAUAGGGGUACACUAAUUGGAGGAUCAUUAUCAAAUAUUGAAGUGGUUGUACAAACUGGAAUAGCAACUGCUGAAGGUCUUGCAGUCGAUUGGAUCGGGCAGAAUUUAUACUGGGUAGAAAGUAAUUUAGAUCAAAUAGAAGUAGCAAGAUUAAAUGGAUCAUUUCGACGUACAUUGGUAGCUGGUGACAUGGAAUCUCCACGUGCAAUUGCAUUAGAUCCACGAGUUGGUUUAUUAUUUUGGACUGAUUGGGAUGCAAACGCACCACGUAUUGAACGUUGCUCAAUGGCAGGCACAUCACGUACAAUUGUUGUACAAGUUGAUAAAUUAACUAAAGGUGCUUGGCCAAAUGGUCUUACAUUGGAUUACGCAUUACGGCGUAUUUAUUGGGUGGAUGCACGAUCAGAUUCGAUUCAUACCACGGAUUAUGAUGGUUUGAAUCAUCAUGAAGUUAUACGUGGACAUGAAGCAUUAUCGCAUCCUUUUGCAAUUGCGUUGUAUGAAAAUUAUGUUUAUUGGACAGAUUGGCGUAGUAACAGUGUUAUUCGUGCGAACAAAUGGAAUGGUAGUGAUGUCACUGUCAUACAAAGAACAUUAACACAACCAUUCGAUAUACAGAUUUUACAUCCAAGCCGACAACCUCAAAUAAAAAAUCCAUGUGGUGAAAAUAAUGGAAAUUGUUCACAUUUAUGUUUAUUGAACGUGAAUAAUACGUACAAAUGUGAUUGCCCUCAUGUGAUGAAACUUGAAAAAGAUAAACGAACUUGCGUAGUAAAUGAACGCGUAUUAUUAUUUUCACGUGCAAAUGAAAUACGUGGCGUUGAUUUAAGUCAACCAUAUUAUCACACAAUUCCAACAAUCAGCGUACCACAAGUACUAUCACCCAGUCAAAUUGAUUUCGAUGCAAAAACAUCAACCUUAUAUUGGACUGAUCCACAAAUAAGUGAAGUAAAACGUAGUGGUUUGACAUCUGGACCAACGCAAACAAUCAUCGAUGCUGGUUUAGAGAAUCCGCGGGGCUUGGCGAUUGAUUGGAUAUCAGAUUUAAUGUUUGUUUCAUCAACUAAAAAUGGAAUAAAUUUUAUUUUUGCCUGUAAUUUAAAUGGUGAAUAUUCGUCGAUUAUAUUAGAGAAUGAAACGUUACCGGUUAUAACAAGUUUAACGGUCGAUCCAACACGUGGGCAAUUGUAUUUUAUAUAUAAUAAUAAAAAUGUGACAUCAUUAAAUGGUUUACAUGUAAUCGAAGCAUCGAAAAUGGAUGGGUCUGAUCGUGAAAUUCUUUAUCAGUCGAGCAGUAUAUCUUCAGGACCACAAAGUUUAUACAUGGAUCUGGAAUCAUCACGUUUGUAUUGGGUUCACACGGAAUUAUCAAAAAUUCAAUAUUACGAUUUUAAACUAAAAAAGAUCCAACAAGUUCCAUUAGAAUCAAAUAUUGAACCAGUAGCAUUAGUAGUGUAUCAAGGCAAGCUAUAUUAUGCAAAUCAAGAAGAUUCAGCAAUACAUGUUGUUGAUAAAACCACUGGUGAAGGUGAUGUUAUUUUACGUAACAAUACCGGACAUAUUUUAUCGUUACGUAUUUACGAUCCAAACAUACAAAAGGGUAACAACUCAUGUGGUUUUAAAAAAGGUGGAUGCCAACAUUUAUGUUUACCACUAUCAGCGAAAACACAUCGAUGUAAAUGUGCCACCGGUUAUAAUACAGAUCCAAAAGAUCCAACAAAGUGUAUUGGUAUUGCUGAAUUUUUACUGUAUUCAAUCAAUUGGGAUUUUCGUGGUUUAGCACUCGAUGGUAACAAUUUAACACAAGUAUUGGGACCAAUUUCAAAAGUAUCAAUGGCAAAUAGUAUUGAUUUUCAUGCGGAAAAUGAUUUUAUUUAUUGGGCCGACAGUGAUCAUGGAUCGAUUACACGUAUUAAACGUGACGGCACUGAAAGACAAGUGGUUAUAGAGCAAGUAGAAACAAUUGAUUCGAUAGCAGUUGAUUGGUUGAAUGGUUUGGCUAUUGAUUGGAUUGCGGGUAACAUGUAUUGGGCUGAUCCGAAACAUAAUUUAAUUGAAGUAUCUAGGCUGAAUGGAUCUUCAAGAUUUGUCGUAGUAACCCAUGACAUUUCAAGACCCACUGCCAUAUGUGUGGAUCCAGUACAAGGCUACCUAUUCUGGUCGGGUUCAGGGAAAAUAAAGAGUGCUCGUUUAGAUGGGAGCAAUCAACAAACAUUAAUACAAAAUUCGGGAACAAUUACAGACAUUACAUUAGAUUAUCAAAAUAAGAAAUUAUAUUGGUUAAAUAUGAGCGGAGCCCGAAUCGAACGAAUGAACUAUGAUGGAACAGAUCGUGAAGCCGUUUUGGAUCAUUCAUUGGAAAGUCCUAUGGGAAUAUCAAUAAUAAAUGAUACUCUUUAUUGGGUAGAUACCGUUUAUGAACAUGGCUCGAUUAAUACAGCUCAUUUAUCAAAUACAAGUAAUAUAAAAAUUUUAUUAAAAAAUGUUGGUGAUUCUUUGAAAGACAUACAAAUAUUCUCAAAGCUACGGCAAGUUGGUACCAAUGGUUGUGCAAAAAAUAAUGGUGGCUGUGCUGAAUUAUGUUUAUUUAAUGGUACACAUCCAAUAUGUGCAUGUCCACAUGGUAAGUUAGCAAAAGAUGGCCGAUCGUGUGAAGAAUAUGAUUCUUUUAUAAUGUAUUCACGUGUUGUACGCAUUGAUUCAAUACAUAUGUUUGAUGCAAACAAUUUAAAUGCACCUUAUCCAAGUAUACAAAAUCGUGAUUUAAUACGAAAUGCAAUUGGUUUAUCAUUUGAUUAUGCACGUAGUAAAUUAUUCUAUUCAGAUAUUCAGCGUGGUUCUAUCAAUUCUGUUUACUUUAACGGAUCCAAUAACAUAGUUAUUGUUGACAGGCAAGGUUCAGUCGAAGGUUUAGCGUACGAACGUAUAAAUAACAUGCUGUUCUGGACAUGUAAUAACGAUGCAACAAUACAUAAAAUUAAUUUAACUGACGAUAAUAUACGAUUAAAUAAUUCAAAAGUUGAACAAGUGAUUAAAUUAAGUUUAGAUGAUAAACCGCGUGGUAUUGCUGUAGAUAGUUGUGAGAUGCGUAUAUAUUGGACAAACUGGAAUAGUUUACAACCAUCGAUUCAACGUGCAUACACAACUAGUUUUAAAUUAGAAAGUAUCAUUACAAAAGAUAUUCGUAUGCCAAAUGCAAUCACUUUGGAUCAUAAAGAACGUAAAUUAUAUUGGGGUGAUGCACGAUUAGAUAAAAUUGAAAGGUGUGACUAUGAUGGCUCAAAUCGUGUGAUUAUUGUUGAAAAAACACCACAACAUCCAUUCGAUAUUGCUGUUUAUGGUGAUUAUUUAUAUUGGACUGAUUGGGUUUUACAUGCUGUGAUACGUGCUAAUAAAUUUUCAUCGGAGGAGCUUGUAUGGUUACGUGGCGAUGUACCACGACCAAUGGGUAUUAUAGCUGUUGCAAACGACUCCACAGAAUGUGAUAUCACCCACCCCUGUAAUAUAAUGAAUGGAGGAUGUGAAGAUAUUUGUAUGAUGGGUGACAAUGGAGAAAUUAUGUGUACAUGUCAAAGUGAUCGAAUUUUAGCUGAGGAUAUGAAACGUUGUAUCACAUCUGAUAAAAAAAUUGAGUGCGAUAGUGAUGCAUUUAGAUGUUCCGAUGGUGGAUGUAUUCCAUUUAAUUUAACAUGUGAUGGUAUUAAUCAUUGUCUGGAUAAAAGUGACGAAAAUCCUAGUUAUUGUUUAUGGCGUGAAUGUCGUCCUGGAUAUUUCCGUUGUCGAAACAGUCGUUGCAUUAACAUGAAAUUAACCUGUAAUACAAUGGAUAAUUGUGGUGAUGGAAGUGACGAGUUAAAUUGCUCCUGCUCCCCUGAUAUUCAUUUUCGAUGUGUAUCUGAUGGCAAAUGCAUACCAAAAACAUUUCACUGUGAUGGAGAUCCCGACUGUGAGGAUGCUUCCGAUGAAUAUCAUUGUCAACCGAUAAAUUGUUCAGCUAUUUAUUCAGAAAAAGAUAUGAUUAAUUGUAAGCACACCACGACUGCUUGUAUUCAUAAAGCUUGGAUUUGCGAUGGUGAAAAAGAUUGUUGGGACAAUAGCGAUGAAGCAAAUUGUACGAUAUUGACGACUACUGAAGCACAACAAUGCGAUAGUGGAGAAUUCCGGUGCCGCAAUGGAUAUUGUAUUUUAGAUACUUGGCGCUGUGAUGGUGAUAACGACUGUCAAGAUGAGAAAGAUAAUAAUUCAAAAAGUUCCGAUGAGGAAGAUUGUGAAUAUUGCCGUGCACAACAAUUCCAAUGCGAUAAUAGCGAUGAAUGUAUUCCAAUAUCGUUCCUUUGCGAUGGGUCACCAGAUUGUAGUGAUUUAUCAGACGAAAGCCAUCACUGUCGAAGUAGAAAAUGUGAAACAGGUCAAUUUAAAUGCAAUUCAACCGGGAGAUGUAUUCCGUGGAGUUGGGUAUGUGACGGUGAUGCUGAUUGUACGGAUGGAGCUGAUGAGAAUAAAGAGCGUGACUGUACUCAUCCAACUGGACAUGACGAAGAUGCCGUAACCUUCUGUAUGAGUGAUGAAUUUCAAUGUCGUAAUGGACAAUGUAUUUCAAAACAAUAUUUCUGCGAUUAUGACAAUGAUUGUGGAGAUUCUUCAGAUGAACCAGAUAUCUGUAAAUAUUUUGGUGCAAACAGUGAUUAUUCGCAUUGCCAAGAAAAUGAAUUUAAAUGUAACAAUGGGCGAUGUAUUUUAAAGGCAUGGAAAUGUAAUGGAAAUGAUGAUUGUGGGGAUAAUUCCGAUGAAAAUGAUAAAUCUUGUGCCAAUUUAAAACCAACUGAUUGUAAAUCGCAAGGCUUAUUUGAAUGUACGAAUAAAGUAUGUGUUAAAGAGAGUUUGCUAUGUGAUGGCCAAGAUGAUUGUGGCGAUUUUAGCGAUGAAAAUAUUUGUAAUAUUAACGAAUGUAAUGAUCAUACUCUUUGUAAGCCACAUAAAUGUGUUGAUAAACCAAUUGGUUUCGAGUGUAAUUGUAGCACAGGAUAUAAGAAUAAUGCAACGAAUCCACUAAUUUGUGAAGAUAUUAACGAAUGUUUAGUACAACGUCCUUGUACCCAGCAAUGUUUAAACACAGAAGGUUCUUUUAAGUGUAGCUGUAUUGAUGGCUACAAGUUAUUAUCAAAUCGCCGUUCUUGUAAAUCAACUAGUCACGUGCAAGCAACACUAAUAUUCACAAAUCGUUAUUAUAUACGUGAGUUAGAUUUAGUGGGGAAUGUUCAAUUAUUAGCUCACAAUUUAACAAAUGCCGUGGCAUUAGAUUUUGAUUGGGAAGAUAGUUAUAUAUACUGGUCAGACGUGACAGCGUUAGGAUCAUCAAUUAGACGUAUGAAAUUGGAUCGUACUAAACAGAAUACAACAUAUCAAAUAUUACAUCAAGCUACACUACAAAAUCCUGAUGGAUUAGCUGUCGAUUGGAUUGGCCGUAAUUUAUAUUGGUGUGACAAAGGUUUAGAUACAAUUGAAGUAUCGACACUAAAUGGGAAAUAUCGUAAAGUUUUAAUUAAUAAGGGAUUAGAAGAACCACGUGCAAUUACAUUAGAUCCAGAGCAUGGAUACAUGUAUUGGACUGAUUGGGGCUCGGAAUCACACAUUGGUAAAGCUGGAAUGGAUGGAUCAAACCCUCGUGUAAUUGUUAAUGAAUAUUUAGGAUGGCCAAAUGCACUAACUAUAUCGUAUGAAACAAAUGAAUUAUUUUGGGGAGAUGCACGUGAAGACUAUAUUGCUGUAUCAAAUUUGGAAGGACAAAAUGUCAAAAUUAUUAUAAGUCGUUCCCAAAAUCCAGAUAUUAAUUUACAUCAUAUAUUUGCAGUAGCUGUUUGGGAGGAUUAUCUUUAUUACACAGAUUGGGAAACAAAAUCAAUACAAAGAUGCCAUAAAUACGAUGGAACGAAUUGUACACAACUUACUACGGCCAUACAUCGACCAAUGGACAUUCAUGUGCUACAUCCAUAUCGUCAAAAACCAUUACAGGCACACGCAAAUCCAUGUGCGGUACAUAAUUGUUCCACGCUAUGUUUAUUAACACCGGAACCACCGUAUUAUAAAUGCGCAUGUCCUGAAAAUUAUGUGCUAGAUCCAAUUGAUAGAAGUAGUUGUAAAUCAAAUUGUACAUCGUCACAUUUUAUAUGUGAUAAUACCUACAAAUGUAUACCAUUUUGGUGGAAAUGUGAUACACAAGAUGAUUGCGGUGACGGUUUUGAUGAACCAGACACCUGUCGGAAGUUUACAUGUAUGCCAGGACAAUUUCAAUGUAAUAACACGGAAUGUAUACAUCCUUCGUUGUUAUGUAAUGGUGUUGAAGAUUGUACAGACGGGUCUGAUGAACAUGAAUGUAACAAGUACUCGUGUCUCAGUACACAAUUUAAGUGCCAUGGAAAUGAAACAAAAUCAGAUUGGUGUAUUCCAAGUGCUAAACAUUGUGACGGUGUAACGGAUUGUUUAAAUGACGAAGAUGAAAUAAACUGCCCAUUAAAAACAUGCCCACCAAAUCAAUACCCAUGUGAAAAUGGCAAAUGUAUUCCAGCUGUUUGGGUUUGUGACGGUGAUAACGAUUGCGGGGACAAAUCUGACGAACAACAUGACUGUGCAAAUCGUGCAUGUGCACCAGAUCAUUUCAAAUGUAAAACUGGACGUUGUAUACCAAAAACAUGGCUAUGUGAUGGUGAUCCUGAUUGUACGCAUGGUGAAGAUGAACCGAAAAAUUGUAGUAUGCCUGAAUUUCAUACGUGCGAGCCCACAUAUUUCAAAUGCGCUAAUAACAAAUGUAUUCCUGGUAGAUGGCAGUGUGAUUAUGAAAAUGAUUGUGGUGAUAAUUCUGAUGAAGUAAAUUGUCGCCCUCGACAAUGCUCAGAAUCAGAAUUCCGUUGUAAUGACGGACGUUGUAUACGUGGCCAACAUCGUUGUGAUGGUGAAUAUAAUUGUGAUGAUCAUUCGGAUGAAUUACAAUGUAAUACAACAUGCCGUCCAAAUGAAUAUCAAUGCAAAAAUCCUAAAUUUUGUAUUUACAUUGAAUGGCGUUGUGAUGGCGAUGCAGAUUGUUCAGAUGGUACAGACGAACUAAAUUGUACAGAAAGUUGUUCAUCAAAUGACUUUAAAUGUAACAACAAUCAAUGUAUACCAAUAACAUGGCGUUGUGAUGGACAAGAUGAUUGUGGUGAUAAAUCUGAUGAGAAUACAGAUGUUUGUUCACAAUUCUCAUGUUUACCAGGCCGUUAUCGAUGUAACAAUCAUCAAUGUAUACAGGAGAAACAUGUUUGUGAUGGACGUAAACAUUGUGAUGAUGGUAGUGAUGAGAAUGAAUUGGCAUGUAAAACUAAAAAUGCACAUACACCACGUAAAGAAUGUAAUUUCGAUACACAAAAAUGUCAUGCAGGCACUUGUAAAUCAAUACGUUGUGAUGGGGUUGUUGAUUGCGAAGACAGUAGCGAUGAAGAAAAUUGUCAACCUAAAAUUUGUCAAUGGAACACAUGUUCACAAUUAUGUAUUGAAAAGAAACAUGGAAAUCAUUCAUGUCGAUGUGCGCCCGGUUAUCACUUACAAUCGGUAACGAAAGGUUCAACAUGUGAGGCAUCUGGUCGACCGGCUUCAUUAAUGGUUGCCAGUGAAGCUGAACUACGCCUUUUAUCGCCUUAUAAGGCUGGUGAAAAUUCACCAAAUCAUUUAUUAGACAAAACAGCAACAGCUGCUGGUUUUAAAGUAGAUGCUAUUGACGUAUUAUGGGAUCCACGUGGUUCUUAUGUAUUUUGGUCGGACAAACAAAAUAAACGUGUUCAAAGUUUACGUUUAAAGAGUGAUUCUACAACAACUGGACGAUCGAAACGUGAUAUUGAUCAAAUUCAAACUAUUUUAACUGGAUUAGAAGAUCCUCGAGGUGUAGCCAUUGAUUGGAUAACAAAGAAUUUGUAUAUAAUUGAAGCAGGAGCUCAACCAUCACCAAGAAUUAUUGUUUCAACAAUAAAUAUGGGUGGAUCAGCCAAUUUAACACUCAUAGACAAAGGAUUAAAUCAACCAAAUGACAUUGUCUUAGAACCAGCUUUAGGUGUUAUGGUAUGGACUGAUUGGGGUCCAAAACCGCGUAUAGAAAUUGCAUCAUUAGAUGGAACUGAUAGACAUUAUUUAGUUAGCAAUGAUAUUCAAUACCCAACAAGUAUUGCCAUUGAUCAUCCAGUUCAAAGAUUAUAUUGGGUAGAUCCAAAAGAACGUGUUAUUGAAAGUAUUUCAUUGCGCGGGAAUGAUCGACAAGUUGUCCGAUAUUUUUACGGAGAUGAGAAACCUUAUAAAAUGGAAUUAUUUGAAGAUACAAUUUAUUUAUCAACAUUACAUAAUCAUAAUAUAUUACAUUUGGAUAAGUUUAAUCGAUCGGAACCGAAAUAUUUGGUGCAAGGGUUACCAAAAAUAUCACACAUUUUAAUUAUUCAUGAAAAUAAACAAGAUCUUUCUCUUACAAAUCCAUGUAAAAAACUGCCAUGUGGACAACAGGCUAUGUGUUUUUUGACCACAAAUUCCACUAAACGUAGUUGCCGCUGUCCAGAAGGUUUAACAACGGUUGAAAAGAAAGAUGAAGUAAUAUGUAAAAUAAAUGCAGGAGUAUUACCCGUAAAUAAAACAUGCCCAUUAAAUUGUCAUGCGGGUGUGUGCCAAGUAACAAACUUAGGACCAAAAUGUAUCUGCCCGCCAAUGUAUGAAGGUGCACAUUGUGAAACUUAUCGAUGUUCACAAUUUUGUAAAAACAAAGGAUUAUGUUAUGUGGAUCAUUUAUCAUUAAAACCAUCUGCAGAUUCGGUACCGCCUUUGAAGUGUAAUUGUCUGGCUCAAUGGACCGGCGAACGAUGUGAAACCCCAGUAAGACUUUGUGAUGGCCGAUGUUAUAAUGGUGGAACAUGUACAACACGAUUAGGAAUACCAGAAUGCAACUGUCCAUCAGGUUUUACAGGUGCUCGUUGUGAAAAUUGUUUACGAUUAACAUGUCAGAAUGGUGGUAUAUGUUAUAAGAAUGAAAAUGGCAUUGAAUCGUGUCGAUGCCCGCAAGGUUACUUAGGUGUUAAAUGUCAGACAUCACAAUGUGAUAAUCAUUGUAAAAAUAAUGGUACAUGUAUGCUAACUGCAAAUGGUCCACAGUGUUUAUGUCCAGCUGGUUUUAAUGGCAAGAAAUGUGAUCAAGAUGCUUGUAAAGAUCAUUGUAAAAAUGGAGGUAUUUGUUUCAAAACAGCAAAACAAUUAACGUGUAAGUGUCCAUCAUUGUAUAGUGGACGCCGUUGUGAACGUGAUAUGUGUGAUCAAAAUCCAAACUUGGAUGGGUGUGCAAAUCGUUCAGCCCUAUGUCCAAAUGCACGCUGUCUAAAUGGUGGUUCAUGUAGGAUAAUUAAAAAUUCUCAUUUAUGUCAAUGUUUUGAUCCAUGGGCUGGAUUACAUUGUGAGACAUUUAUUGGUUAUGACAGUCCAUGCAAAGAUUUUUGUGAAAAUGAUGGUAUUUGUACAGUAUUGAGUGUAUCAUCACGGCCUAGAUGCACCUGCCAAGUGGGAUGGGUCGGUGAUCGAUGUUCAGAACGACGAAUGUGUGCUGAUUAUUGUUUCAAUGGUGCUACUUGUAAAGAAAAUGAUGAUCAUACAAAACCAUUAUGCAUUUGUCCGCCAGAUUAUACAGGAUUACGUUGUGAGACGAAUAAUUAUCAUAUUACACCAAUGAUUGCAAAUCAAAGUUCGUCGGAGAGUGGUGCUGGUCAAUUUUUAAUUGGUGUAUCCGUCAUUUUUGGGAUAAUAGUUAUUAUUUGUGGAAUUUUAACUGGUGGAUAUUUCUUAUUACGAAAACGUAGAGGUUGGAAACCGUUUAUGCAUUCAAGAUUACAAGAUAAUGUAGAAAUUUCAAAUCCAAUGUAUUUAAAUGAAGAUUUAGACGAUGACGGCGAUGAUCCACUAGAAAGAAGUUUCACUUUGGACUCGGAUAAGGUAAUUGGUGGUAAUUUUGCAAAUCCUGUAUACGAUUCAAUGUAUAACGCUGAUAAUGGACAUGCAAGUGAAGAAAAAGCUGUGCUAUUAAAGAAUUUAAAAGAAGAUCAACCAGUAUCAGGAAAUGAAUCUUUAUAGUUAAUAAAUUAAUUAAUUAUUGUUUUAAUUUGUGCCAAUUAAUUUUGUAUAUUUAAUCAUUUGUUAGAAAAUAACGUGAUACACCCCCCAUAUCAAUUGAAACGAUAUAAGAAAUAAUCGACAGACAAUUUAUUUUUAAUUGAAACAAAUUGGCAACUAAUAAAUGGAACUAAGGCUGCUUAAAAAAGAUUAUAAAAUAAUAUGUGUGAGUAUAUGAUUGAAUGAACUUGAUCUCUAAAAAAAAGCUAUCGUUUGAAUAAAAACAAGAUGGUUGUGCAUAUUAUUGGUUGUGUUAAAAUUGUAUCAGCUUCACUAAUAAGUGUAAAUUUAUUUAUUUUACAUUGAAUUGUGAGGAUUGAGUAACAUUCAAUCAUAUUCUUACAGAAUAAUUUUUAUCAAUGUAAAAUUUUAACAUUUUAUUUUAAAUAACUUGCCAUAUUUAUUGAAUUAAGUAUGUGAAAAUAUAAUUUUUAUAGAAACAUUUUUUAUGUAAUUAAAAAAGAUUUGUUUUAAAAUAGACCACCGAUAUGAAAUUUGUAACGUGUGAAUCGUGAUUGUUAAUUUAAUAUAUUUAAUGUUUAAGAUUAAAAUUUGAGUACGUCGGCAUCUUGCCAUUUUAUUUGUGAUUUUUAAUUUUACUCAUUUUUUUUUUACAAAUGUAUCCCAAAAAAAAAAUAAAAUUCAAAAUAAAUUUUAAAAAAUGCCACUAAAUCAACUUUUAACAUUCUGUCUGGCAACUCCCGAAAAACUGUCAUCUGAUCAAAAAACGAUCUAUAUGUAUUCAAAUUUUACUGCUACUUCUUACUUUACUAGAACAGGGCAAUCUCUACGCAUAAAGAAUCCGAAUUGUAAUUUUAAGAAUACUGUUAAAUAGAUUUUUCUAAAUACUAGAAACAAAUUCGUUGGUUCUUAAUCCGAAAUUUAUUCAGGGAUUGCUAGACUUAAUAUCCAUCUGUAAACCCGACAGGUAUCAGUAUUCAAUAAAAAAAAAAAGUUAUUAUUUGGUAGGUGGCGUUUAUUAGAAUUUAAAAUUUAAAGAGAGAGACAUAGAAAGUGGAACAUAAUUUUAAAGUUUGAUUUAAAAAUUAAAAUCAAAAUUUUGUCAACGUUUUUUCCUUGAAGAAUAGAGAAGACAUAUUAAAAUUUACGAAAAUACUCGUAAAAAAAUCAAAUAUAUAAAUAUAUAUGUAUUAUUUAGUAAAUCCGAUGUUUCCUUCUUCAAAGGGAAAUGAAGAACGAAACCUCUAUAAAAUAAUAAUUUGACCCGUAUAAGAGUAACCGAUUUUUUACCUAGACCUUUCUCACUCUGGCUCCCGAAGCACUUAACUUAGCUAAGUAAAAAUAUAAUCACUUUUAAAAACUUCAGGCUCAAGAUGAAGUUUUUGAUUAUUAAAUAUAAAAAUAGUCAUUUUUCGAAUUUUAUAUGCCAAUUUUAAUAAACAAAAAUGUUUGGCAGGUCAAGGAUAAUUUUUGGAAA